Diaporthe batatas is the source of this 1887-nucleotide messenger RNA. RefSeq lists its product as uncharacterized. The record is from RefSeq and is a predicted model, not a curated record. NCBI's taxonomy places the organism in Eukaryota, Fungi, Ascomycota, Sordariomycetes, Diaporthales, Diaporthaceae. The coding region runs from base 1 to 1887 and encodes 628 amino acids. The transcript is spliced from 3 exons.
AUGUCGACGAGUCCCAACUUCCCCACCGAGGGGACAUUUGUUACGACGCUCAACGGGAAGAGGUGCCCAGCCGCCGCCCGCGAGCACCACCAGUACGAGUUCAUCGUCUUCCUCGUCAAGCUCGUCUUCUUCGUCUUCUUCUUCGUCUUCUUCGUCGUCGUCUUCUUCGAGUUCGCCGCCGCCUGUACGGCUCCGACCCCUGUGUCUUCCUCGAUAGCUGCGGUGCCCACCCCUUCGGCGGCAGACCCUGCCGUUGCCUCACCACCGCAGAUCGGGCUUGCUCCAUCUGGCACCGCCUCCUCGGCGGCGCCCUUGACGACGACAGGUGCUGGCUCUGGGAGGCCAGCAAACAACCCACAGGCGCCCGACGCGGCUGAGAGCACGUCCGGGGUCAAUGUGGUCCCGGUUGGCGGGACCGCCGGUGGGCCUAGCCGCAGCGGCUCCGGCUCAACCAUCGCCGUGGCCGGCGGUGUCGUCGGUGGUGUGGCGGUCAUCAGUCUGGUUGCCUUUCUGAUAUGGUUCUGGAGGAGGCGGAUGCUUAGGAAGCGGCGGAGCACGCUCCUCACACCCUUGUCCGCCGAUCCGGCCUUUGGCCGGGACCGCCAAGGGGGAUAUAUGAUCGAGCGUGACAGCAUUGGACCUACCCCUCGUUCCACCAAGGUCAAGGUCGCGCUCAGGGCGCAGUACAGCCGUGUCCGUGGCCGCAUCGCGCGUAGCGGCAGCAUACGCAGCAUCUCCAGCACGAACAGCGGGCGUAGCGUUGAUAUGAACAGGGGCAACUCUCAGUUCAUGGAUUCGUCGCCCGUGGUCGACAGGGGCAGGAAGAACUCGUCCGCUAUGCCACUCAACGAUGCGGACGACUCGUCCUUCAAGGAACGGAUAGCGGCUGUCUGGGCCAAGCUCAGAGGGCCCAAGAUGCGUGAUCCAGGAUGGAACGAGAAUAAGAACGACAUCUUUGCCGCCCGGGGGCUCGGUGGCAGCAUGAAGGAAAAGGAGAACCCCAGAACAAGGCCAGUGACCAACAAGCCCGACUUCCUCACCCUACUCAACAUGGACGACAACGAGCUGGAUCGCGAGGCCCAGAGACGCCGGAUGUCGCGGUCCCGCGGUGGCAGCGACUCUUCUGUGCUGGGCGGCCUGAACCUGAGUUUCGGCCAGGACCCCUUCAGCGAUGUGAACGCCAUUACAAGCAACAGUGCCAAACCAGCCCCCUUCCUCGUCUCGGCCGCCAACAAUCCAUUCUCUGACGCAAAUGCGAUCCCGGGACCCGCCUACAACCCCCAACCAUCCUCGUACGUCGCCGACAUCCGCCGCUCGAGGGGACAGUCCGUGGGCACCACCGUCGACAUGAACCAGGUCAUGGACCUAAGGGUGGUCAAUGGAGGCGCCUCGCGGCCGCCCAGUGGAGCGACCUCGCGGCCAGGUGGAUAUGAGUCAACCAUGUACAUGCGCGAGAGCGCCGCAAGCUUCGAAAGCUUCAACACCAGGCGCAACAAGUUCCGGUCCGACCCCUUCGACCUGGAGCCGCUAUCUCAGGGCUCGAGCUCGUUCGACCGGUCUGCGGUUGCGUCGAGCACAUUCUCCACCAACGGCAGUAGUGGCGAUGGGCGAUAUCCCAGCACUAGCGGCAGCAUCCCGAUCGGACAUCAGUCUGGCAUGAGCGUGGGUGGCCGAUCCGUGGCCGGGGGCGACGUCAUCCGCAAGCCAGUGCCCGCCGCGCACGCCAGGGUGAACAGCCUGAGUAGCUCCAAGUAUACCAGCGGCAUCAGCGAGGGCAGCAUGGACGAGUGGAGCGACCCGGGUCCGGACGUCGGGCCCCGCGCCGCCUACAACGAGAACAGCCGCCGGACGAGCCAGGGCAGCGUGAGGAUGGGCUAUGCUUUAUGA